UGAGUGUGUGUCACUAUAGAAUUCUCUGCUAUGGUGGGCCAACGCCCAGGAUGGGUUAGCACAAUGAAGGUGCUCACCGCAGUGUUGGUCCUGGUCACCCUGCAGUGUUCCCAUGCCCUGCGUCCCACCAGCUGUAAUGAUUCUGAGUCAUCGGCUGAGAAAAUUCUAGACCUGAUCAAUAAAGGGCGGAGGAACGGCUAUACUUUCAACCUGCUGCGAGUCUCUGAUGCUCACUUGGACAGAGUGGGAGAUGCCACCGUCUACUACUUAGUCCUAGAUGUGCAAGAAUCUGACUGUUGGGUCCUAUCCCAGGAUGACUGUCACCCUCUCUCUAGAUGGCCAUCUGAAUUAGUGAUUGGACAAUGUAAGGUUAUAGCCACAAGACACUCAAACAAGUCUCAAGAUCUUACAGUGAAUGGCUACAACUGCACCAUGAGUUCCGUCUCUUCAGCGCUGAGCAACACCAAAGACAGUCCUGUACUCUUGGAUUUCUUUGAGGAUGCUGAGCUCUACAGAAAACAAGCCAAUAGAGCCCUCGACAAGUACAAAAGGCAGAAUACCGACUUUGCCUCUUUCAGAGUGGACCGGAUGGAGAGGGUUAUAAGAGCGAGAGGAGGGGAAAGAACCAAUUACUAUGUGGAAUUCUCUGUCAGGAACUGUUCCACACAGCAUUCCCCCAGGUACCCUCCAGUCUUUGGAUUCUGCAGAGCAGUUUUUUCCUACAGUGUAGAAGCGUCUGACUUGGAAACCCCACAAGACACCAAUAUAAACUGUGAAGUCUUCAACUUUGAGGAUCACAAAAACAUGAGUGACGUGAAGACCCAUGAGCAUUCUCUUUGUGACAAACAUCAUCCUAAGACGUAUGGACUUGGAUGCCCACCUCCACUGGAAGGAAAAGACAACUCAGAGAGACCACCACUUCAAGAAGGAUCCCUUACUCAACUACCCCCUAGCCAUCUCCCUCCUUUUGGUACCAACAGGGCUCAUAGACACCCUCGUAAUCACAGCUGUAAUAAGCAUCCUUCUCAUGGACAGCACCCUCCUGGACGUGAUCUUCAUAGACACCACCCCCAUGGGCACCACCCCCAUGGGCACCACCCCCAUAGCCACCACCCUCCUGGACAUGACCUUCACAGACAGCAUCCCCAUGGACACCACCCCCAUGGGCACCACCCCCAUGGACACCACCCCCAUGGGCACCACCCCUAUGGGCACAGCCCCCAUAGACAUGAUUUCCAUGACUACGGACCCUGUGACCCACCUCCCAAUAGCCAAGAACACAAAGGUCAGUAUCACCGGGGCUACAGCCCACCCCAUGGCCACUCAAGAGAAAGGGGUCCAGGUAAAGGACUCUUUCCUUUCCACCAAGGACAAAUCGGAUAUGUCUACCGACUCCCUCCACUACGUAUAGGUGAAGUUCUUGCUCUUCCUGAAGCCAAUUUCCCCAGCUUCUCAUUGCCAAAUUGCAAUGAUCCCCGACAACCAAAGAUUCAGUCCUUCCCCCAGACACCCUCUGAGUCAUGUCCAGGGAAAUUCAAGAUUGAGUUUCCACAAAUUUACAGGUUUUUUGCAUCUGUGCCUCCAAAAUAAAACCUGACUCCUUGAUGGGGGUGGGGGGAGGGGACAAUGUUCUGAAUAAAUAAAAUGCAAACAGUAAGAAAUGAAAAGUAUAGC
This is a messenger RNA of Acomys russatus (golden spiny mouse), 1674 nucleotides long. RefSeq names its product histidine rich glycoprotein (gene Hrg). The coding region runs from base 31 to 1590 and encodes 519 amino acids. Gene Ontology annotation, molecular function: cysteine-type endopeptidase inhibitor activity; serine-type endopeptidase inhibitor activity; heparin binding. Gene Ontology annotation, biological process: negative regulation of fibrinolysis; regulation of platelet activation; negative regulation of endopeptidase activity. Lineage: Eukaryota; Metazoa; Chordata; Mammalia; Rodentia; Muridae. The record is from RefSeq and is a predicted model, not a curated record. The transcript has 7 exons. Gene Ontology annotation, cellular component: blood microparticle; endolysosome; extracellular region.